UGCCGCCAAGGGAGGAAGUGUCGUAAGGGCCGACAGGAACUGGCCGCGGGUUUUACGGCCGCGGCGGCCGCGCUUGGCGGCGGCGGAGCGGGAGCUGCCCAGACGCGGCGGAUAUGGCCGAGGUACCGCCGGGGCCUAGCAGCGUCCUGUCCCCGCAGGGGGACACGCUCUCCCCCUUCCCCGGAGGAGGAGGAGGAGGAGGGGGGGCUGCUUCCUCCUCCUCCUCCUCUGCCGCCUCCUAUGCCGCCGCCGCCGCCGCCUGCACCGGCGCCCAGGACGAGGAGGCCGAAGAGGAGGAGGAAGAGGAGGGACCCGCGGGCGGACGGGAGCAGCAGCAGCAGCGAGGAGGAGGAGGAGGAGGAGGCAGCGACGGCGGCAAGGGGGGCCCGCAGCACCGCCACCACCACCGCCACCACCACCACCCCCCGCACCACAACCACCAGCUCAACGGCCUCAUCAGCCCCGAGCUGCGGCACCUGCGGGCCUCCCUCAAGGGCAAGAUCCUCGGCUCGGAGGCAGGGGCGGCCCCCGAGGGGCUGGAGAACAAGCGAGCCAGCAAAACAAUGGGCUCCGGACAGCAGCAGUCGUCGCCCCCCACCGCAGCGCCCUGCUCGUCCCCCCACGCCAACCACCUCCCUCCCCAGGGAAGGACUGCACCCUCUCCUCCUCCUUCUCCCCCAGCUAAAGGGGACAGGAGCCAGCCUGCUGCCACAACCACGACUGCUGCUGCUAAGACUGCAGCCCGCAAUGGGCUGGCGGGAGAGACUGGCUUGGAGGAGGAAGAGCAGGAGGAGGGGGAUGAAGGAGGGGAGGAGGAGGAGGAGGAGUCCCUGCAGCUACUCUCCGGGUCCUUAGCAGCAGCCUGCAGUUUGAAAGGCUCGGGAACGGACUGUCAGCCCGAGGAGGACCUAACGAUACGAUACGUCCAGUAUGAGUCAGAGCUGCAGAUGCCCGAUAUCAUGAGACUGAUCACCAAAGAUCUGUCUGAACCCUACUCCAUUUACACAUAUAGGUAUUUUAUCCACAACUGGCCACAACUUUGCUUUUUGGCCAUGGUAGGUGAGGAGUGUGUAGGUGCCAUCGUCUGCAAGCUGGAUAUGCACAAAAAGAUGUUCCGCAGAGGUUAUAUAGCCAUGUUAGCAGUGGAUUCCAAAUACAGAAGAAAAGGAAUUGGUACAAACUUGGUUAAGAAAGCUAUUUAUGCUAUGGUUGAAGGAGAUUGUGAUGAGAAGCUGUGUGAUGGGAAGUGCUUUGGGACACUGAGCCAGAUUUUGUGGUGCCCUCACAGAUUCUGUGGAAGAUGAAGACUGGACUCCUGUAAUUUAAACACCUGUAUCAGAAAACUCCUCAGUGUGCUGCAACCAAAGAGGGAAAAAAUUAGGGAUAACUUCAUAUUAUGUGCAGAUUUAUAUCUGUGUUCCCAUAGAUAGGAGGGAAGAAGGUAGGAGAAGAUUCCAGGGAUGAUUCCCAGGGUGGAGCUGGGAAAAUAAAUCAGAACAGUGACCCUUGGUGCUGAGGCAAAAGCUGGCAGUGACUCCAGCCCCAUAUACCCUAAUUUUUGUCCCAUCUGGCUGUCCAAGACUCCAGCACCAGCAGGACCAGGACUUUAACUCCCCACCACACUCUUUCUCUAGGAGAUGGAGAAUUUUGUUUAUGCCUGAAGCCACCCCUGGAUAUAAAUGAGGCUUAGGCAGGCUGGGGGUGGUUUCUUCUCCCAGGAACAAGUGACAGGACAAGAGGAAAUCACCUCAAGUUGCACCAGGGGAGUUUUAUUAGGAGGAUAUUAGGGCAAAUUGAAAUACAAGUUGAAAGCAAAUGUUGCUACAGAGAGAAGACCUUCACUUUUUUUUUUCUUUUUUCUCCUUUUUUCCUUCUCUAGCUUUAGCAUGGUAUUUUCUGCCACGUUUCUGCCACAUUUUUGUGAUUACUUUUAGUAAUAUCUUGCCAGAUCAUUGUUACAAAAAUUGUUACAUCUUCACAGAAAUAGCAGCAAUAACUUGUUGUGGCUGAAUAGUGGGAUUUCAAUAGAUGAAAAGCAGAGAAAAAUCCCAAACCAAAACCCUGCUCUUAAUCUCAGUGCCUUUCUGUUUAUUUGUUUUUUUAAGAGUGGGAGAUUCUUAGGCAAAAGCAGAAUUUCUAAAAUACUUUUUUUGUAAGGACCUACAGACAUAUUUUGCAGAAAAUUGUCUUAUUUUAUCAAUCCCCAUCCCAGGGCAGCAGCAAUGGCCUCACAGUCCCUGUGUAGUGCAAUGUAGCCAAAUGAAGCUUCAGAAGCUUUUCCCUAAGAAGAACACUGGAAAAAAAAAAAAAAAAAUCAGCUCCAGCAACUCUGAAAGGCAUCUUUGUGUGGCAAAAAGCUGUAUUUUUAGGUCAACUUGGCUAAACUGAAGGAGGUGGUUUGUGUGUUAAGUAGGAGUAAUGCCUGGCUUUUAAGCUCAGCCUGAAUUUGUGGAAGUCCUAAGCCAUGCUGGUUGUUUUGGGUGCUUUUUUGGAGCUGGGAAUUGAGUGGCCACCAGUGAGAGACAACUGCUUGGUCCUCAGUAUUUAAUUAGAAAUGUGUAUCUGCAAGGGGUGACUGCAAAACUGUUCCUUUUUGUCCCUCUUUUCUCAUUGGUUAUGAACAUUUUAAUAGAGUGAAAUGAAGGAUUUUGGAUGUUAAAUCCUGGCUGUGAGGAUCAGCAGCUAAGCACUAACCAGGGUGGUUAUCAGCAGCAAUGCCAGCUGGGUGUCAGGAGGAACAGGGAAAUUUGGGGCUGGAUCAAGUGACAGGACAAGAGGAAAUCACCUCAAGUUGCACCAGGGGAGUUUUAUUAGCACAUUUUUAUUUUUUAUUUUAUUAUUUAGAACACAGCAGGGUUUGCUCUGCCCCAUCCCCCAGGGGGAGCAUCAGCCCUGAUGGGAAUGAACAAAACACAUGGAGUAAAAAAUGGGAGAAGCUCUGGGCAGAUGGAGGAACCCCCAGAUUUUCUAAUUCCCACGGGUAUCUCCUGUAUUGGUAAAGGCUCAUGUCACAGAAUCCCAGAAUGGCUUGGAAGGGACCUUAAGGAUCACCUUUAAUUCCAACCCCCUGCCACAGGCAGGAGCUGGAACUCAACCAUCAAUCCAAUCACCUUCCACUAAACCAGGCUGCUCCAAGCCCCAUCCAGCCUGGCCAGAAAGGGAAUUUAAGGGGAGAGAAAGGGGGAAAAAACUAGGUGAACUGAGGCAAGGUAGAGGGGGAAGAAAGCAAGGCUGGGUUUUGUCAGCAGGAAGAAUGAUUUCUCACAUGUUCCUCUUCUGUGGAAUGACAAAACGAGGCGCUCAAAGGCUGAGACAAAGAGAAUUACAGCUAGCAUCAGUCAGAUAUUGGGCCUAAGGAGUUGUAGCUGUGCCAGGGGAAGGUUUAGGUUGGAUUUUAGGAAAGGUUCUUCCCCCAGAGGGUGCUGGCACUGCCCAGGCUCCCCAGGGAAUGGGCACAGCCCUGAGGCUGCCAGAGCUCCAGGAGGGUUUGGACACCGCUCUCAGCACAGGGUGGGAUUGUUGGGGUGUCUGUGCAGGGCCAGGAGUUGGAUUUGAUGAUGAUUUGAUGAUGGUUUGAUGAUGAUUUGAUGAUGUUUGUGAGUCCCUUCCAGCCCAGGAUGUUGUAAGAUUCUGUGGGAUAAGUGCUGCUCUCCUGACAGUGCAGCCAGCUCCCCGUUCACUCCUGGUUUUAUUUUCGUGUCCCUCUCAGCCAGAGCCCGGGCAGGGCUGAGCUUUCCUGCAGGAAUUCUCUGGCUGAGCUGUUCCCAAAACGUGUCAGUAGGUGGCAAAAAGCUACAGCCCUUGUGCUAAGCAAGAAAUAAAUAUUUUUUGCUAGCUCUUUCAAGAGCAGGAGGGAUCUGAGGGCAGCCCUGUGGCACCAAUGGAGAUGGAUUGUGUUCCCACUGGGACAGAGAUCCCUGCACCAGCACUGCUGCCAGGGAGAGGCAUCUCAGAGUCCAGGAGCAGGUAAAGAGGCUCAAACAGGAGCUGUCUCCUUCCUCUUCACUCAUCAGAGGACCCUUGAGCCAUUGCUUGACCUCACUCAGGAAUUAUUUAAAGCAAGCUGGAGGCUGUGAGGGCGUGGGAAAACAGCAGGUUUGGGCUGUGCUGUCGCAGAGCAGUCUGAGGAUACCUGGUGAGGCAAACAAAAACCUGCCACGCUUGGUAUUUUUUCAAGCUGGUGAUAAGACUUUAAUCUUCGUGUACAGCCUGAAACGGAGCUGCUCAAGUCGCUGUUCUUGGGGGCUUUUCUCUGCGGCUUUGUGUAAGCAGAUUGAAGCAAUCCCAGUCGCCUGUCACACACCUUCCAGGGAGGCAGGGCAGAUAAAGGCUUUAAUAAGGUUGCUGGAUGUAUCCCAGUGGCUCAGAUGGUGGGGUUUUCCCUGCUUUUGAAUGCCUGUGUGCAUCGGGGCAGGAGGAUGUUAUAUGAUGCUGAAGACUCACAUUCCUGGGGAGGUCAAAUACUCUGAGCACCAGGUGGGACUGAGCCCAGGGAGGUCAGAAAAUCCCAUUAAUCCAGACUAGUCAGUGAGAUCCAGUUACACUGUGGCUUUGUUCAGCUUUAUUUACCUAACACUUCUCUUUGCUAAGUGUAAUUAAAUUAUUUUUUUUCUCAAGAACAAUAACAGAGGUGUUACAGCAACCCCAGCUCCUUUUUUAAAUACAGAAGUACAGUUCAUUGACAUUUCCUAUUAUAAAUUGUACAUUUAAUUGCUAAUGAUUUUGCCAGGCUGGUACAGAUUCAGGCUGAGCAUUAUCAUUUUUAUUUAACAUUUCAGCAAAACUAGUUUAGCUAAUCCUGAGCUGGAAGAACUUGGCUUGCUCUGGCCAUGUUUGUACUGACAAAAACAUCCUAUAACCAUUUCCCUGGGGAGAUCAAAUGUCCUUUGGGGCAGGGAUCUAUCUGACCUACAUCUCCUGGGCUGUACCAUUUGCUGCUAUCCACACCCACAUCAUUAACUGUGUAAAAUCUCCAUUCUUUGCCGUUUUGGUGAAAAACAAUCAUUUGAAUUCUCUGAUUCAAAUCUGGGCUGAGCAGUUUCUGCCCCAGCACAGCUCCUGUGUGGAGACUCCUCUACCCUGCAGGAAGGAUCCAGCCUUGCCUUAAAGCUUUGGGUAGUGUGGGAGAGCCACAGAAAGAUGUU
Messenger RNA from Poecile atricapillus (Black-capped chickadee), 5144 nucleotides. It is a transcript of the gene NAA30, whose product is annotated as N-alpha-acetyltransferase 30, NatC catalytic subunit. Gene Ontology annotation, biological process: N-terminal peptidyl-methionine acetylation. The record is from RefSeq and is a predicted model, not a curated record. The coding region runs from base 114 to 1304 and encodes 396 amino acids. The transcript is spliced from 6 exons. Gene Ontology annotation, molecular function: protein-N-terminal amino-acid acetyltransferase activity. Gene Ontology annotation, cellular component: NatC complex. Lineage: Eukaryota; Metazoa; Chordata; Aves; Passeriformes; Paridae.